GAAGUGUGUUGCCUCCUACAUCCCUAUCUGUGGCUCGAUAGAACGCACACGGAUAAUUUGAAUCGUCCAACUUCAUAGAGCUUGGUGUGUUCGAACAAGUCAGCUUCAACAUCUAUUGCUUCCUCUUUUAGACAGUUGUCAUGGUACCGGAGGAGGAGUAACCUGCGGAAGGAACGUCGACGACUUGUGUAGUACCAAGGGCUGUCUAUAGAGGGCACCACUAACCGAUGUGUCCUUAUAGCUGACUGGUACCGUUAAAUAGGGCCACCAUGCUCAUGACCAAAGUUGGAUUCUUUCUAUUGUUUUUCGUUAUCGAAUGGCUCUUCCGUCCUACAUCUGCUGAAGGAAACUACUCGCACAGACAGUACGUCAAAUAUUUGACACAUCCACCAAGAAUAGAAGAAUAUCCUCACGAUCAGACAGUUGCCAGUGGUGGCAUCGCUAGUUUCGUAUGCACAGCUGUCGGAAAUCCCAAACCACAGAUUGAAUGGAGGAGAAAUGGAAAGAGAGUAACUACUCAACGUUACGCCGUACAGGAUAUGCCAAAUGGAUCGGUUCUGAGAAUAGAACCCGUUCGACCUGGCAGAGAUAAUGCAACUUACGAGUGCGUAGCCGAAAAUGGAGUAGGAGAACCCGUAAGAGCCCUAGCAUCUCUUACUGUUUUACCAGAAGAUGCAUUGCCACCAGGAUUUCCAGAUUUUAAAACUCAUCCUUCAAUGCAAGGAGUAGAAAAGGGGCGAAAUGCUAUUCUUCCAUGUGAAAUUGAAGGUUAUCCAGAGCCAACUAUCAGAUGGUUAAAGGAUAUGAUACCUUUGGAUAUGACAAAUCCUAGAUAUUCUAUUGUUCAAAAAGCUUCUUUACAAAUUGUGGAUGCUCAAGAAGAAGAUCAAGGCAGCUAUGAAUGUGUUGGAGAAAAUAUUGCUGGUACAGCUUUUUCAAAUAUGGCAACUCUUUAUGUUAGAGUGCGUCGAGUUCCACCAUAUUUUUCAAUUCCACCUGAGCCCAUUUAUGAAGUUAUGCCUGGGACCAGCUUGAAUAUCACUUGUGUUGCUGUGGGUUCACCAAUGCCCUAUGUUAAAUGGCGUAAAGGAUCUGUAGAUAUUACACCUGAACAUUCUAUUCCAAUUGGGAAAAAUGUUAUAAUUCUUGAAAAUAUUAGAGAAUCUAUCAAUUAUACUUGUGUUGCUGCUUCAAAAUUAGGAAAUAUUGAACAAUUGACACAGAUUAUAGUUCAAGCUUUACCCAGACCACCAACUAAUGUCAGAAUAUCUGAUGUUACUGCUACUUCUGUCAGACUUUCCUGGUCAUAUGAUAUUGGUGUAGAAAAUAUUCAAUAUUAUGUUAUUCAGUAUAAACCAAAGCAAGCAAAUCAAGAAUAUAGUGAAAUAAGUGGAAUUACAACAAUGUUCUAUACUAUUCGUGAUCUUACUCCUUACACAGAAUAUGAAUUUUAUGUUAUUGCAGUAAAUGUAAUUGGUCGUGGAUCGCCCAGUACACCAGUUGUUGUUACUACAGGAGAAACAGUGGAAACUCCAGGAAGCACCAAACCAGGAAGUGCUCCCAGAAAUGUUCAAGCCAGACCUUUAAGUUCAAGCACAGUUGUUAUACAAUGGGAUUCACCAAAAGAACCAAAUGGACAAGUUACAGGUUACAAAGUGUUUUAUACUACACAGCCAAAUCUGCCAACUUCUGCUUGGAAUUCUCAAACAGUAGACAAUAAUCAUUUAACAACAAUAAGUGAUUUAACACCACGUACUAUUUACACAAUACGCAUUCAAGCUUUUACUAGUCGUGGUCCUGGACCACUUUCAGCUCCAGUACAAGUAAAAACACAACAAGGUGUUCCUAGUCAACCAAGUAAUCUUCGUGCUGUGGCUACAUCCUCAACUACAGUCCAGUUAACUUGGACUCAACCUUCACAUUCUGGUGAGAAAGUAAUUGGAUAUGAAUUAUAUUGGAAUGAUACAUUCACCCAACAUCAAUAUCAUAUAAGUAUUCCUGAUGUGGAGACUUAUAAAUUAAGUGACUUAUACCCAGACACAACUUACUAUGUUUGGGUUGCUGCCAAAUCUCUGCAAGGGGAGGGUGCAGCAACACCACCUGUACCUGUUAGAACAGAACAGUAUGUGCCCGGCGCCCCUCCCCAAGAUGUUACUGGCUCUGCUCUAGACUCCCGAUCCUUACGCAUCUCCUGGAAACCCCCUCCCCGUGAUCAACAGAAUGGUGCCAUCAUCAUCUAUAAGAUCAACUACCUCAAAGCUGAUGCUGGAGAUGAUUUGGCUCUCACCCAUGAAGUCGAGGUGGGUCCCAACGAAAGAUCAUAUGUCAUUGGUGGGCUGGAGAAAUGGACUGAGUAUCGCGUAUGGGUACUUGCAGGCACUUCUGUAGGUGAUGGCCCACCUUCUCCACCAAUUAUUGUCAAGACAGACGAAGAUGUUCCCGGAGAACCAAGGCAGGUAAAAGUAUCUGCUGUAAAUAGUACAUCAAUAAAUGUCAGAUGGAAACCACCUUCGAAUAAAGAUCGAAAUGGAUUAAUUCGUGGAUAUCAGAUUCAUGUACAAGAAGUGACCAAAGAGGGUGAUUUAGUAAAUGAACCUCGAAGAUAUGAUGUAGCUAAUGAGGAUGCUGAAGAAUAUAAUGUUACUGGACUACAGCCAGAUACAGAAUAUUCUAUACAAGUAGCUGCUGUUACUAGAAAAGGUGAUGGCACACGGAGCAGAGUGAAGACUGUUAGAACAUUGGGUGGUGUACCUACACGUCCAGAAUUAACAGUUCAGUUGAUGCAAGAUGAUCCAAAUGUAAUAGUUCAAGUUCAAUGGUCUAGACCAUCACAUGUGUAUGGUCCAUUAUUGAUGUAUAGACUUCGAUAUGGUCGAACUGAUAGAGAUGUUAGAGAGGAAACAGAAAUUAACCCAUUAGAUCAUCAUGCUACCAUUUCUGAUUUAGACCGUGGUGCAAAAUAUGAAUUUAGACUGGCAGGAAGAAAUAAUAUUGGAUGGGGACAAGAUGCUGUUGUUUUUCUUGAAACACCUGAAGGAGCUCCUACUGCUCCACCUCAAAAUUUCAGUUAUCGACUUCAAAGUCCAACAACAAUUGUGAUUACUUGGGGACCACCAUUAUUACAAUAUAGAAAUGGACAAAUAACUCAUUAUGGAUUACAUUUUCAUAAAUCAUCAGAUCAAUCUCCAAUUGAAUAUAAUACUACUGAAACACGAAAAGUUUAUAGUUCAUUGGAUGAAAACACAGAAUAUGUUUUUAGAGUCCGAGCUUACACAGCAAAAGGACCAGGACCUUGGAGCAACCGUUUAAACUUAAAUACUCCUGGUGAUGUACCACCAGCUCCGACAAAUGUUCAAGCAAUGGCAACAUCAGAACAGUCAGUAGAAGUUUGGUGGGAUGAAGUUCCUUACUUUCUUGAUAUAUUAGGCUAUCAGGUACUUUAUACCCAAGAAGCUGUUGAGGAUUUAGAUAAAUGGAGUAGUAAACAAGUACCAUUAACAUGGUCAGCAGAGCUGAUUGGUCUUGAAAGCCAUGCAGUUUAUGCUGUACGUGUUGCUGCAGUUACUCAGAUUGGACUGGGACGUCUGUCAGAACUCAUUACAGUUCGUGUAUCACCAACUGAUGUUCCAACUCAACUACGUGCUCAAGGUGUAACAACUCACACAAUGACUCUGUCAUGGAGAAGACCUACAAAAUUAGAUCCUAUUAAAUAUCAGAUUUCUUAUGGUGCUCAUAAAGAAUUUUUUGAUAGUCGUGGAACUUUGCAACAAUUACCAAUUCCACCUGAAGUUAUUGCUGUAGAUAAUGAUGUUACAGAAUUUACCAUAAAAACAUUAAUGCCAUUUACUAGUUAUGAAGUUAAUAUUACUGCCAUUCCUGCAGAUGAAAGUUUCAGACCGGCUGCUAAAAUUACUGUUACAACUUCAAUGGCUGCACCAAAACCUAUGGUGAAACCUGAUUCUUUUGGAGUUGUAAAUCUCAAAGAAAUCAAAGUUAUAUUGCCUCAAGCUUCUGAAGAAUAUGGUCCCAUUAGUCAUUAUUAUCUGGCUGUAGUUCCUUUGGAAUAUGUUACUAAAGAUCCUGAUCAUUAUACUAUAGAUGAGUUGACAGAAACUCCCCUGGAUCAGUCUGGUCCAUAUAUUGCAGCAAAAUUUUUACGUCAUAAUAUGCCCAAAGAAUUUAUUUUGGGUGAUGGAAAAGAAUAUAUGGGAUUUGUUAAUAGACUUUUGUUAUUAAGAGAAGAGUAUAAAAUAUUUGUGCGUGCUGUAGUUGAUACACCACAAAAAAGUUUAUAUACUAGUAGUCCAUUUUCUGAUAUUCUUAGUUUGAAUAUGUCACCAACAUCAGGUAGAGCCCCAGCUUCAGACUCAAGCUCUCCUGAUACACCUGAUGUAUCUCAUAUUGGUUACAGUACAAGUGAGGCUGGAAUUAUUUGGAUUAUAGGACCAAUUAUUGCAAUAAUUUUGAUUACAUUUUGUAUUGUUGUUUUGAUUAUUAUUAGAAGGAAUUUCCCUGCCUUCUCUAGACGACGACAAUUAGCGAAAAUGCCGGGAGGUGAAACAACUAUGAAACUUUUAAUGAAUACUACAGAAAGAGAUGUUACUUCACAUCCAACUGAUCCAGUAGAAAUGCGAAGACUAAAUUAUCAAACACCUGGAAUGAUUAAUCAUCCACCCAUUCCUAUUACUGAGUUAUCAAAUCAUAUUGAGAGGUUAAAAGCUAAUGAUAAUAUGAAAUUUUCACAAGAAUAUGAGUCUAUUGAACCUGGUCAACAGUUUACAUGGGAAAAUUCAAAUUUUGAAGUCAAUAAACCCAAGAAUCGUUAUGCUAAUGUUAUUGCCUAUGAUCAUAGUAGAGUAGUAUUACAACCAUUAGAUAAUGUUCAAGGUUCUGAUUAUUUAAAUGCUAAUUAUUGUGAUGGAUAUAGAAAACAAAAUGCUUAUAUUGCUACUCAAGGUCCUUUGCCAGAAACUUUUGGAGAUUUUUGGAGAAUGGUUUGGGAACAACAUAGUGCAACAAUUGUUAUGAUGACAAAGUUAGAAGAAAGAACAAGGAUAAAGUGUGAUCAGUAUUGGCCAACACGUGGAACUGAAACAUAUGGAGUUAUUCAAGUCACCCACAUUGACAUUCAGGAAGUUGCUACAUAUUGUAUUCGAACGUUUCAUUUACAAAGGAUAGGCUACCCAACUGAGAAAAGAGAAGUUCGCCAGUUUCAGUUUACGGCGUGGCCUGAUCAUGGUGUUCCAGAUCAUCCAACACCAUUUUUAAUGUUUUUACGAAGAGUAAGAGUAAUGAAUCCAGCUGAUGCUGGGCCAAUGGUUGUACAUUGUAGUGCUGGAGUUGGAAGAACAGGCUGUUUCAUUGUCAUUGAUUCAAUGCUAGAAAGGUUAAAACAUGAAAAUACUGUAGAUAUAUAUGGACAUGUAACAUGUUUAAGAGCACAACGUAAUUAUAUGGUUCAGACUGAAGAUCAAUAUAUUUUUAUUCAUGAUGCUGUACUUGAAGCUGUGAUAGCAGGAAAUACAGAAAUUCCUGCAGGAAAUUUAUAUGGACAUAUACAACAUUUAUUACAGAUUAUUCCAGGUGAUACAUGUACAGGAAUGGAAACAGAAUUUAAGAAAUUAGCAUCCAUGAAAAGUCAACCUAAUAAAUUUGUAAGUGCCAAUUUACCUGUUAACAAAUUUAAAAACAGACUGAUGAAUAUAUUGCCAUGUAAGUAUUGAUUAGUAAAUAAUAAUUAUUAAUUUUUAAAUAAAAUUAUAUUAUUCUAUAUUAUUUUAUUGUUCUAUAUAGAUUAGCAUCUAAAUAAGAA
This is a messenger RNA of Centruroides sculpturatus (bark scorpion), 5812 nucleotides long. RefSeq names its product tyrosine-protein phosphatase Lar-like. NCBI's taxonomy places the organism in Eukaryota, Metazoa, Arthropoda, Arachnida, Scorpiones, Buthidae. The transcript is spliced from 31 exons. The record is from RefSeq and is a predicted model, not a curated record. Gene Ontology annotation, molecular function: protein tyrosine phosphatase activity; protein binding. Gene Ontology annotation, biological process: protein dephosphorylation. Bases 270 to 5723 code for a protein of 1817 amino acids.